Messenger RNA from Tigriopus californicus, 13875 nucleotides. RefSeq names its product protein split ends-like. Gene Ontology annotation, molecular function: RNA binding. The transcript has 8 exons. The record is from RefSeq and is a predicted model, not a curated record. Bases 431 to 12757 code for a protein of 4108 amino acids. NCBI's taxonomy places the organism in Eukaryota, Metazoa, Arthropoda, Copepoda, Harpacticoida, Harpacticidae.
UUUCAUUGAGAGCACAUCCACGUGAUUACUACAGAGUCCUGUCUCUACGCCAGAUUACGGAACGGAAUCCUCGAAUGCCGUAGAAUGCCCUCAUUGUGAGGUCGUGUUGUCGUUGUGAGCCGUCCAGAGCACAGGUCAUCUUCUCGAUCCUUGUGGUGUGUAUUGUGUGUGAGGCAUAGUCUAGUGUCUGUGGGAAGGAGUCCCAAAGGUCCCUGCGUAAAAAUUGAAGCCAGUUUUUGAUCCCAGGAAGCAGUUGUGCUGUUCUUCUUUAUUGCAUCUUCUUGUGAUGAUGUUGGUGUUGGGAGUGGCUGUGACCGUGUGGCUCGUCGACGACCUCGCAUUCCAUGAGUGAGCUUGAGCCGCGGCCGCCGCAGUCUUUGCCGUGGAGGGCGUGGCCUAAACUGUGCCCGCACCCCGGGCCUCUUCUAUAAUGGUGAGGGAAACCCGACAUCUUUGGGUGGGAAAUCUGCCCGAAAACGUCAAAGAAGAGCGCAUCAAGGAAUACUUCAAAAGGUUUGGUCGUGUGCAAAGUGUGAAGCUCCUUGGUGUCGGAACCAAAGGAAACAAUGAGAACAGUGAGGCCGCUACGGUGGCCUUCAUGGACAUCACCUCAGCGCUUAAGGCCCAGAGUGUGGAACACAAUUUAGAGGAUCGCGUUCUCAGGACGUGCUUUUAUGACCCGCGCUCAGGUGCGGAGAGUGAAAGCGGGCCCGGACCCGGUGGAGGAGGGGGACGGAUAGUGAACAGUGUGGGGGGGACAGGCAGUGUGACUGGAAUCGGGCCUCCUGCCCCAUCUUCAGCCAUUCAAGCAAGGCUUCAUGGUUCUGAUGACCUUAAUCGAUCUAGUCAUGGGGGCAAUGGAGGAUAUUAUACCAACAGUCGAGGACCCCGUUACGAUGACUACCGUGGCAGUCACAUCCGAGGAGGUCACGGACGUCCUAUGUACCGAACAUCGGCCGCAUAUGUCGGCCCAGGCGAAAGCCGAGGCACCGGUGGUCCCGUGGGGUAUCGAAGCAACGCUUCUUGGUCAGACUCGUCUCGAAUCCUGAACCCGGCCAUCGCGCCCUCUUCCAAUUCGAAUGACUUAUCGUACCUGAGAGAUUCACCCUCUUUAGCUUCGGCCGCUAGUCCUGCAGGCUCCACGGGCAGUGUGGGCAGUUCUGGUAGCAGCCGAAGAGAUAGCCGCAGUCUCAAUGGACACCUUCGUAGCCGAGGUGGUCAGCCACCAGCGGACUACUUGCAUCACAGCAGCUCAGCCGCAGCCGUCGCUGCGGCCUCACUUCGCGUCAGCAGCCACAAGAACCCUUCGUUGGCAUCGGGUAGUAGUCGGAGACAUGUGAGCUCUCUGAGGUCGCCGUCCUCCAUUCACGGAGGAAGCGGGGCCUCCACACCUGUGCACUCGUCAUCCCGCACCCCUGGGAGCGGUCUGGGAAGUGGUCCCGUCAACCCUGUGGCGUCUUCGUGUCGAAGUAGUGAUGACUCCGGGUCAGACUCGAGCUCUGACGAUGAUGGUGCUAGUGAUAGAGACGAUGGUAGUUCGGACUCGGGUGGGAGCUCGUCCAGGUCAUCCUCAGCCUCAUCCACGAGGUCGUCUCGACGAGACGCCUCCAGCAUCACCCACCGAUCUCAAACAAACUCCACAUCAGCUACGAACACAAGCUCAUCUCUCAGCAGCCUGAACAAGCGGCGAUUGGGCACCGCACCCGCCAAAGCUGUGGAGGACUCGAGUCGAACACAUUGUGCAAUAUUUCUCCGAAAUCUGCCUGCCAGACCAAGUGAUCUCUCUCUACAAGACUCGCUCUAUCACGAGUUCCAAAAGUUGAUGUGUCUUGAUGUGGUGUCUGUGCGUAUUGUGAGCAGUGGUCGAUCUGGUCGCUAUGCUGUGAUCUAUUUCAAAUCUAUGAGUGACGUCAAUAGGGCUCUGGAGCGAGCUGGGGCCAAGAAUGGGCUCAACCUCGACUCCUCGUCCUCAUUACAGGGCCUAUCCAGUCCGGUCACGCCCAAUUCCGGUGUCUUGGCUGGGGCUGAAGCCGAAGUCUUUCUUGCCAAUGGUGAACUGAUCGAGGAUAAACGCUUAUUUUUCCGACCCGGGGAUUCGGAGAUGGACGAAUUCUACCCAAGGGCCACCCGAACGCUUUACGUGGGCAACAUCUCGAAGGAGAUUGUGGCCCGAAAUCUUCAUGACAAAUUCAGUGAUUGUGGAGAGAUCCUCGAGAUCGAUAUCAAAAAGAACACUCAGUUUGCUCUCAUUCAGUUCAAUAGUGUGUCAGCUGUCUGCAAGGCUAUUCGGUCGUUUGACGGCGAGCCUUUCCAAGGCGCCGGUCGGCUCAAGCUGGCCUUCGCUAUAGCCGCGCCGACCAAGUGUGUGUGGUGUCAUGGUCUGAAUGAAGCAGUGAAUGAGAAGGUGCUGGCCGCAGAGUUUGGCCGAUUUGGCCAGGUGAAUGAUGUUCUAGUGAACAGCGCUAAGGGAACCGCUCUCAUCUACUUUGAUCAGACAUUGACUGCCCAACGAGCCGUUUUGGAGCUUCGCGGUCGUUCUCUCAUGGGUUCUCGGAUCCAAACUGAUUACGCUUCACACGAAUGUCGAGCUGCUUUCUUUGAAGCUUGCAAAAAGGCUGGCUUGGAUAUCAGGGAUAAGGCCAGGCAAGGCAUCAACACAACAGGAGGCGAUUCGACAACAACCCCGUCAUCAGCUCCACCCACCACAACACCCAUUGCACCAUCUUCAAAUUCGGCUGUGAAUGACACCACUCCAAGAUUGGAGGACAUGGAAGAGCAUACCAGACGCUACCCGUCAUCCGAUCGGAGUGGCUCGUCACAAAGAUCCUACACGCCCAGUGGGUUCCACAAUCGGUCCCCGUCACCGACUCUCAAGGCCGGGAAUGGCAAUGUGAGUGAGUUUCAUCAUCGUUACCAUGACCGGGACUUGGGCUCGUCAGAAUCGCCCGCCCCACAUCGGCGGGUGACCAGUCCCACUGGCAGCACCGGUGGUCUCUCCUACGUGGACCCUCAUGGGGGUGAUCUCAGGGAUUCUUUGAAUCGCACCAAGGAGCAUCGCAGUCGUUUGGGCUACCGAGGCACAGCCAACACUGAUCUGGGCUCAAAUCGCUACGGGAGCAAGUCUGAGGGCCGUGACCGGAAUCUCUCCCCUGGAACGAGUUCGGGAGACGAGAACCAAGUUGGUGAGGGCAAGGAGCGCAAGAAGACCAAUUGUGGUGGUCUUGAUAGUGGAUUGAGCAGUGAAGACCACGGAUCAACGGGUAGUGCCGUGUCGAUGGAAGAUCCCUCCCAUCUCAAUGGAGAGGGCGGACCCACCACGGGACCAGUGCACCAUUCAGAUCUCCACCGUCAUCACCAUCACCACCAUAACAACCAUCACCAUCAUCACCAUCAUGGCUCUAGCCGCCACAACAAGCUCCUGUCGGUGAAGACCUUGGGUGAUUACGAUAAGGUGAGGAGACCCUCCUCCGAUUCCGCUUUGUCAGAUGUGGCUGCCUCGCCUCACGAGGUGGUUCUUUACCACAAACAGCGCAAAUUUGACGCCAGAAGUGGCGGAUUGAACAGCAAGGCCGGAAGUGCUGAUGAGGACGAGGACGACGAGGACAAUAGCCGACCGGGCACGCCCCUCUGCGAUGAACCUCCCGAGCAUAUCCCCAACGCCAAUCCCGUGCGGCUGUCGACCGCAUCUUCGUCAAUCCCCUCACGACUGUCGUCAUCGUCUUCGGAGCCCAUGUCUCUCCCACUGCCCCGAUUUGCCCAACAAGUCCUUUCACCCGCGCCAAAGACCAGUAGCGUCAUUUCACAUCCUCUCUCAAUCACGGCUGGUGCCAAGGUUCCGAGAGAUCGAGACCCGAGACUGAAAUCCCCGCCCAUUGCGGCUGCCCCUUCUCCGAGCUGUUUGAAGUCUCCACCUCCCUUGAAAUCUCCAGGCUCGACAAGACACUCGUUUGACUCGUUCCCGAGCUCGAACUCGACCUCGUCAUUGUUGGGUAAGGGUCACCAGACCCCGCAGAUUGCCAUCAAUGCCGUGUGUGAUGCCAGCAAGCCUCAAGACCCUAGAUUGGCCGGACUUUUGCAAGUGGUACCUCGUCUUAACUCGAUCUCGUCCAUCUCCACCACACCCAAGUCCCCGUUGACCACGGAGAGCAAGGACGAUGAGGUCUUCAAGAAAGGCACGGAAUCCACUCCCGCCGAGCUUGACAGCAAAAACGUCGAGGGUGGUGCUAGUUUGGGUGAUCCAGACACACUCUCACUGGAAGAGCGACUCCGAGUUCUCGAUGAGAAGUACCAAGAGUGGUCAGGAUCAGCCAAGGGCAAUGGACCAGCCCCUGGAACCCCCGGAAGCGGAGGAAGCAAUCCGAACAGCUCCAGUCAUCCUCGAUCUCAGUUCAGUGCGAAGUUCAACCUGGACCUUAAACCCGCCAAGCAAUCGGCCAUUGUGCAACGGCUUCUCUCUCGCAAGAGCGUGUUUGACGAGGACUCCAAGCGUUUGGAGAACAUUAACGAGAAGUAUGAUUCUGCCCAGGGAGGUGAAGAUGAAGAAGUCAAGCCUUUGAGUGUGGGAUCCAUCAACUUUGGAGCGGGAUACAACACCAUCUCGACCCUCUCCGACAAGGCUCCGGCGGUGUCUGCCCUGACAAAUGCGGCGCCCAGUGGCAACAUUUCUACCUCAACCAAUCUACAGCCACAACCACCCUCGAGUGCACUGACGUCCCAGUCGCCUCUAAAUACUCCUCUGAUAGCAGCCGCUCCAGAGACCUCAUCCCCAUUGGCUAUGGUCGCAUCGCCCUCGCAACCCCAACUCAAAAGCUCAACUUUUCCAUCUGCUCUCCCCAAGAACAUGCCCACCAUGGAACCAGCUUCCAAAUCGUCUUCUCCCUUGACAGACUCAAUGACCUCAUUCGACCCCAAACCUCCAGUCACAACAACACCCUUGGUGUCCUUGCCCGUGAAGACUCUAAAGACGAGCUCAUCACCGGCUCUGCCCAAUGUCUUGUCGAAAUCCGAUGAUCCAGCUACGGGCGUGAAAACGGGUGCCAUUCCCAAGGGCUUGCCCUCUUCAUCCUCGACCGCCAAGUCAGUCAUUUCAAAAUCGGACAAUGUCGGGAAAGGAAGCGGCAGUAAUAGUGUUAGCGCUGUUGAGAACGGUGCCGUGCCCAAACACAGCUCGAAAAAGCACACUGCCAUUGGGCAAGUCAAGCCUUUGGCCAUCAGUCCCGCUCCUCGGGCCGCCCCCUUACCCACCACACCGGGUUCAUCAACCACGACCACUCCUAUUAAACCAUUGGUGGACGCCAAGCAAAGGCCGUUCAUCUCUACCAAGCCCUCGGCCACGGUGACCCCUACCAUCAAGUCCACGUCAGUGGCGUCCAGCUCAGGCCUGGGUUCCAGUAUGAGACGGUCUUCAUUAAACACAACGAGUGCCACGAAAACGGUGACCACGUCAACGACCACGAAAUCCAGCACCUCCACUACCACCACUGUUGAGAAGGGCGAAGCGAGCAGUACCACGUCCAGCCCUCGAACUGUCACCGAUGCCAGCUCACCUCAGCCUUUGGUGAACGGCGUGGACAAGGGCCCUCCGGUCUCACCAGAGAGCUCGACCCAUCCCGAGAUCUCGUCGACCAUAUUGGCUUCGCCUUUAUUGGACGAUGCUGAAAGUGGGGUGUCUUCCACCACCAAGGAGCUCCUAUUGGAUCAGAAUAAGGCCGCCUUGGCUGUUACCACCACAAUCACCACCACGAGCACCUCCUCAUCGUCGUCGUCGUCGUCGACGUCGUCCACGAGCAACAACACAUCCACUGGUACCCAUCAUUUGCUGGCCCGAGAUCCGUUGCGGCCCAUUAAGAAGGAAAUGGACGGCUUGGGUGGUGGCGGGAGUGGUGAUGGAGCACCCCUCGUCAAGAAGGAAAUGAAGUCCAUCGAGAAAAUGGACCCACUCAAGGAGUUAUUCACUCCUAUCUCACACACACAGAACGCCGUCAAAGUGAAGCAUGACACUCACCUCAAGGCCAUGAAGGAUGGCAAGAAAGUGGAUCCGUCGGUUUUGAAAGAGCUGAAGAAAUCCUCCUCUCGAGAGCAUCACCAUCACAACAACUACCACCAUCACAAGGACAGCAAAAAGACCAGUCAUCGAGAGGCUCAGAAGAAGUUGAAGGAGAAGCAAGACCAAGAGUUCCUGAAAGACUUCCUUGUGGCCACUGACACCAUCCCCAUUCACAUCAAGAAAGAGGUGAAACGAGAGAAGAAAGACAGCGAGAGCAGCCAUAACAAUCAUCACCAUUCGGAUUCGAAGAGCAAGGACAAAAAGAAGGACGAGAAGAGCAAACGGAGGCUGAGCUCGGUCCAUGAUCAGAACUCAACGGAUGGCCUCUAUGAGGCCAAACCGGCCAAGAUCCCCAAGCUAAAAGUGGACAGUGAUGGUGAGCCUGAUAUCAAGAAGGCCAAGAGCAAUUCGGGUGAAAGUGGCACAGCGAGUGGUCCCACUCCUCAGCCUGAGAUCAACAAGAUUGGCAGGAUCCCGAAAAUCAAGAAGGAUCCGGGUGCUGAAGAGGCCAAGAAAUCCGACAAAGACCGAAAUAAAUCGGUGGAAAAUAAGUCCUCCAAGUCUCGUGACGAUGAGAAGAAGCAUGGAAGUAGCAAGUCGUCCAAGGAUCGCAGUCACCACCACAGUGGUCAUCAUUCGCAUCACAAAGAUCGAAGCCACAAGUCCUCGUCAUCGAAGUCCAAGGACCGGAGCAAGAAGUUAUCCUCUUCAGAUGGAAAGAGAAGCAGUUUCAUCUUCUCAUCCGAUGACGAAUCUCACAAGAGCAAGGAGAAAUCCAUGCAUCGAGACUCGAUGUCCAAGCACUCAAAGUCUGAUAAACGAGACAGGAAGGAUGAACGUCGCAAAUCCACAACUUCGUCCGGACCCCACAAGGAUUCAUCCAAAUCCAGUCAUAAGAGCAAGAACAUCACUCCCACCAACCAUCCCUUGGCCAAUUUCGCUUCCUCAGAUUCCAUGGAUUCGGACGAUUCUGAAAACGGCAAAGACAAAGGCUUCUCGAUCUUUGAUGAGCCCAUAUUCGAUGUGGAUAACCCGGUGUACAUGUCCAUGUAUGACAAGGUCAAAGCUCGCCGAUCGUGUGUUCGAGACCGAGAAGAGGCUGUGAAGAAACAACAAGAAGCCAUGUUGGAGAAAUUCAGCAAGUUGAAAAAGGCCAGGAUGAAUAAGAAGUCCAUCUCAUCAGAUUCCGGCUCAGACUCGGAUGGCGAGGAUGAUGGAUCGGACAGUCAGAAGCGUAGACAGAUAAGGAAACAGCAGCAAACCCAAAGAUCCAUCAACAAGAAGAAACAUCUGAUUACCAGUUCCUCCGAGGAUGACGACAAUGAAGACGCAGAGAAGCGACGACCACCCUCAAAGAAGGUCAAGACCUCAAGCAAGAUCUCGGACUCGGAUAAUGACUCGGAUCAGUCUGAGGCCAGAAGGAAAAAGACAUCUUCUUCCAAUUCCACUUCCACGACCAGGAAGGUUGUUUCAGAUAUCACCUCCGACGACGAUGACUCGGACGGCCAGGUCCAAGCCAAUGCGAAAAGACACAGGAAAAAGGGCGGCUCCAAAUCUGCUCUGCUGUCGCUUGACACGUCCGACGAGGAUGAGGAUGAGACUGAGACCGAGAGCAAGGACAAAGUCCAGCCAUCUCUGCACAAUCAUAGGAAGCCAAAGAGUAGCAAGUCCAGCUCAAAAAGUAGCUCCAAGAAGGAGAAGGAGAACAGCAAGCCCAAGAAAGGCCCCAAGACAUCAGCCACGGCCUUGGUCAAGACUGAACCCCUCUCCUCUGAUUCCGAUGAUUCCGAACCCGUGAAGAAGAAGGCCGCCGCCACUGCUGUGCUCCUUCAUCAAAGGAAAAAGAAAAAGCACCAUUCGUCUUUGAGUGCCUUGAACUCUGCCAAUAGUGGGAGUGACUCCGAAGCGUGUCGAUUGCAACUUUCCAGUGAUUCGGAUACACCCACCACCACCACUUCGAGCCACAACAAAGAGAAGGCCGUCAAGAAAGAAACACCCGUGGCAGCCUCAAUCCCGGCCCCCACAAACGCCCCCGCCGCCACCACCACCAUUGCCCCCGCCCCCGCCAUCUCUACCUCCAAAUUAAGCAGUAGUAGCAGCAGCAGUGGUGGUGGUUCUAGUUCUGUGAAGACUUCCAAGAGCACUUCAAGCAAGGACGAAGAGAGCAAACCAAGGAAACAUUCAUCGUCCUCUUCCUCUGGCAAAAGCAAAGAAAAGAAGAGAGAAUCCAGUAAGAAACAUGACAAGUCUGGAAGUAAGACGUCGUCUUCGAAUAGCAAUAGUACAGCUACACCAACAACGACAGCCCCCACCACGGUUCCAAGUUCAGUCAGUGCUACCAUAUCAUCCUCAGUAGCUACUACCUUGGGAGCUUCGGCUCAAACCAGUGGGGCCAACAUUUCCACGUCUAACAAGACCAAGGGUGAGAAGAACGAUUUGGACAAACGCAUGUCCAAAAUAUUUGGUUCCUCUUCUGACGAGGAUGCACCGGUUCCCGUUCCAUCAUCGAAAGAGUCUGGGAAAUGUGCUUCAAGCGUCAGUACUCCAGUUAUUUCCAAUAAACCAUCAACACCCUCAGCCAAACCUCAAACGCCCAAGAGCAAGCCCUCGACUUUGUCGCUAUUCGAUGAGACUGACGAAGAGAAAGAGGAUAUUACCAAGGCCACAAUUCCGACGGUCAAAGACUUGAACAAGGUUGAGAAGAAGAUCGAAGCUCCGGCUCUUCUCUCUGAGAGUGAUUCGGACAAUCAGCCAUCAAGACCAAUUACGCCCGCGUUGCCCGAAUUGAAACCCAAGGAAGAGAUCCCAGAGGUCAAGAAGUCCCGUCAUCAUUCGGGAUCGUCCAAGUCUCGACAUGCUAGCUCCAGUCAUGAGUCCAUUCGGGACAGUAACGACGAAGACAAAGAGAAGCACAAGAAGGAAAAGAAACGGAAGAAAGAGAAGAAGGACAAACAUCGACGAUCCUCUUCCCAUGGGAGUGAGAGCAAAGACCAACGAUCCAGCAAAGACACGGCUGAGAGCUUGUUCGAUAUGCUCACCGUCAACACUGAUCUGGACAACUCCAAGAAGCUUCUGUCGCCGUCAUGCAAAACGCCCAAGUCGAUCCUAUCGCCAGCGGAGAAGAUCUUGUCACCCAGAAACAGCGUCACAUUCGCCGACACGGUCAAAACCGAGCCCAUGGAGGUGGUUGAACCGAAACAGUUGCCCUCUCCAACACCUGAGAAGGUCUUAACGACAAUAUCGACUCCUGCAGUAACCACCAGCACUCCUCCCACUGCUGUGACUUCAUCCGAAGUUGUGCCACCUACCGAGCCGAAACCGAAAAUCGAACCUGAGGUAGUUGCGCCUCCAGUGGAGAUCAAGGUGGAACAGCAAGAUGUGACGAGUGAAGUUCAGCCCACCAGCAAGGAAUCAUCUGGCCGUGUGGUCAUCUCUCAUGAGGAAACUGAUCAAGCUGUCGCGGCUUUGUUGGGCGAGUCCUUUGAUGACAAAGAGCCUCCAAAAGAGAACAACGUCCUGCCCAUGGAGACUCCAGUUCCAGUUGCUCCACCCCAAGAGGUCGAGACCGAAUUCGAGACUCAAUCGGCUGUGGCUGGCAUUGUGUCCGAAGCUGAUGAGACCGCUUUGGCUGUGGCUGGUCUGGCCGAGAGUCUGGACACUACGGAAAAUACACCUGACUUUGAAAACCUAGUUGGAAGCUCCUCGCCCAAGAAGAUCCAUGAGGAAGAGCCAGCUGAAAAUCUCAGGCAAUCACUGGAGUCAAAUAAGUCUGCUUCACCUGUUGCGAAUGAAGAGACUAAAGUAACCAAAGAAGAUGGUAGUGCCAGUGAAUCAGAGACAUCCGUGGCCAAACGAGGUCGAGGAAGAGGACGCGGACGUGGGAGAGGCCGAGGCCGAGGUGCGGAAAUUGCUACCACCCCAGUCAAAUGCGAGCCAGCCCCAGUCAGUGCUCCUUCAACUCCUGCCAAUACCACCCGAGGACGUGGACGCGGUCGAGGACGAGGUGCGAAAGUGGUUAGUCCCGAAGAAGAAAAGACACCUGAGAACACACCUCCCCAACCACCAGCCACAGCAAAUGCUCAGCCCACCGCAACUCCACGGGGUCGAGGUCGAGGCCGAGGACGUGGGCGACCGCCAUCCACUGCUGCUCAAAAUGCCAAUGUCACGCCAAGAAGGAGAUCUCACCCGAGCGAAAGUUUUGAUGAGAAAUCUGGAGGAACAACCGCGGCAACUUCGGUUUUCGAUUGGCCAGAUUUCGAUGACGAUGAUGGAGCGCCAAAGGUGCCACUAUCACAUGCCAAGGACUCUCCUGAAGAGAAAAAGAAAGAAGGAAGUAAAAAGUGUAUUGAAGAAGUUCCAGAGGCAGGACCAACGGAAGACAAAGCUCCUGAAGAGGCUCCUCAACCACCACCUGUCAAAGAGAGCAACCCAAGUCCAUUACAGCUCACUGUCCCAGAGCCCGUGGAAGAGUCCUCUGCCCCAAAGAUGGUAUCACCAAGACCCUCUCCCACCAACAGACAACGAAGAAGCACAGGCAGUAAGAGUAGAGAUUCGCGAGAGUCUGAGGAGGAUGUCGCUCAAACUGAAGAGAAGAUCAAGGCUAUUCUUGAGCUGGCCAAGCAAGAAGAAGCUGCUCAAAAGGCGGCCAAGGAGGCGGCCGCCAUCAUUUCAGUCCCUCCCAGUACCACCAUCAGUGCCAGCAGUCCUGUUCUUACUAACGCCACCCCUGAGAAGGUCAAGGAGGAACAAUCUCAGUCUCCACCCGCUCCAGUCAAACCUCAAGGCCAAAUAUCUGUCCUUGAUCCAGAAUCAGGCAUGGUGGUGCUCAAGGACCACAAAGAGGUGGCUGAGCUCACCCGUAAGUUGGCUGCCCAAGCUCCAGGAGGGUUGUCUUUGACCAGAACUACCUUGCCCCCCACGACAUCAACCUUGCAAUCUCUAGGGCCUUCAAUCAUAACUGGACACCCACCUCCCAUGCCAGCUCCGUUGUCAUUGGUGAACCUACCACCUUCCACCAGUGCUCUAGCCGCGGCCAUUUCCACUGCUGUCUCAUUCACUGGAGCUCCUCAACCCACAGUUCUGACUUCACGCCAGACGGCACCCCCAAUGAUGACUCUACCCCCUCGGACCACUCUUGUGCAGGCUCCAUCUGCUCACUCACCCAGACCCUCAAUGUCUCCUUCAGGUGUGAACUUCUCCAACAAUCGUCAAGGAGCUCCAUCGCCUGCUUUGCCAGUUCAACUCCCAACUCAACCAAUUCCACCGAGUGAGAUCAAGGGCCCCAAGCAAGUGCUUCUGGAACACAAUCCAGGCUGUGCCUCUCCUGGAGUGAGCAUCGGUCAGACCUCGCCCAUGGCUUCCUCAGUGGCGAGCCCUCAAAUCAACCUCCCAACCAUGCCUGUGCCGAGAUCGGCUGCCAUUAACCAGGCGGUGGCCAAAACCAUGGCGGCUAUGUUACCAAGUGAACCCCUACCUCUGGCCAUGACCCGGGCCACAUUGCCCCAGCAUCCACUGCCACCAACCCAACCCUCUGCUGACCAGCUAGCAGAGCUGAAACAUAAGGAACACAUGGCAAUGAUGUCUCAGCGGGCUCUUGACAAACCACCACAGAAGGGCCAUAUCAAACCACGAGACGUUUUUGGCGGUGGUCUUCACCGAAUGCCUGAAGAGGUUGCCAAGAAGGAGGAACAGCAACAACAACAGCAACAACAACAACAGCAACAACAACAGCAACAACAACCUCAAUUGCCCUCGCACCCGGUUCCCAUGACAGAUUAUAGUGACUACAUGCGAUUGCAUCAAGAACAGCAGGAGAUUGCCAACUUGUACAAGUUCUACAUCAGCCGAGGCCAUCCCGAACACCUGGCCCUCCGCCUCUCCCAACAGCAAGUCAAGGCUAAGCGACCAGAGCACGAGGGUGUGGUAUCUGCUGGUGCCGUGCCAGCCAACCUCUUGGAAACCUACAGCCCCAAUCCCGCUAACCGUGUGCUCCUAUCUGAGCCAUUCAGAGAUACGGCCUCGCCCCGAGCUCCACCACCCGCUCACUCGUGCUUGCCGAAUACCUUCUUGGGUCACUCUAGUCGGGUGGAUAUGGGUCCAGCCGAGUCCUCACCUUAUGCUUAUCCACCUAACGCCAUGCCCAAGGUGCUCCCGGACAACUAUCCACCCGUGACCGUGGACGACACUCAAGGCGAAUUCACGUUCCCCAACUUGGAGCACUACCCUGUGGUAUGGCAAGGCAUUCUCGGGCUCAAGAGCGAUCUGGCCACAGUGCAAUUCCAUUUCGUCUCCGGCUCCAAGGACCUGGCUCGGCUCUCCUUGCCCAUGGACAUUGGUGACCUGGGAGGCAUGCCAUCCCUGAAGAUUGGCCAACGGAUGCGUCUUGAACCGUCCCAAUUGGAAGGUGUGAGCCGGAAGAUGGAAUCGGCCAACGAACAUUGCGUCCUGAUGGCCUUGCCCUGUGGCAAAGAUCCCCAAGAUGUGGAGAUCCAAUCCAAGCUCCUCCGCUCUCAAUUCAUCACGUACCUGCAACUCAAAUCGGCUGCAGGGAUCGUAAAUGUGUCAGGAGCGGAUGAUCAAAGCUCGUAUGUAGUGCACGUGUUCCCUAGCUGUGACUUUGCCAAUCGGACCAUGAGUGUGAUUGCCCCCGAUCUUUUGGCCAGGGUGGCCGAAAUCCAGCAUAUGGUGAUCAUCAUUGCUACCACAACCUAGAAUUUCCUUUGAGAGACUUGAUUCGACUCAAAUACAACGAGAAGAUCAUCAUUAUCGUCAUUCCAUAAUCAAUUGCAAACAAAGAAGAAGAAAAACCCGGAUUAUUGAUAUUAAGCUGUUGAAACCUUUGAAAUGACAAAUGUUGCCACCACAACAACCACUAAAACCCCUCAUGUUUGUGCGUGUGUCUGUGCGUGUCACCUCUACCACCGUUUCUAGAUCAUCUUCUUGAACGACUAUUGCUACUUCUUGAACUAUCACUACUACUACUAUUACUACUACAACAAGAACUAAUACUACUCUUAUAAUUCUACCAUUGCGUUAAUUGAUAUCUGUCUAUCCUGUGUUGCUGUCAAAGUGAGAGCGGAGACCUCAUGGCUGUGUUUUUCGAAAUCUAUUUCUGAAAGAGGUCUCCCACCAAAUCACAACCACACACGCGACACAAAAUGUCUACUAUAAGUAUACCCACCAAAAACUGAUUCAAUAAGAGGAAUAAAUAUGCGAAGAAAAGGAUAAUAACAAUGAUUAAUACUGCCCGUAUCUCCACCACCAACAACAACAACUACAACAACACACUUGACUGUCAAAAGAUCAUUGUACUGUCAGCCGAUCAAUCGAUUCCCCCUUUCUCUCUUCUCUCGGUUCCAAUUGUUCUCAACUAUUCUUGUCGUGGAAAAAGCAAUCUUUCUCUCUUUACUGUUCCAAGUUCCGACUAGUUCGGUUUCUAUUUUGAAAGGAAUCGCCAAUCCUCACCUUGUUACUAAAAACGUUUGAGAAAAAGACUCUUCAAAACUACGCAAACACUUUUUGCUGUUGUCCCUUUGUCGACGCGAAAAUCCAAUGCUCCAGAGACUGAUCCGAGACCAUUUGGUGACUUGUUUAAUGCAUGGAGUGUUCGAAGACCGCCCACCCCUCGUGCCGGACCCCCCAUAUCCCACCCCUCGCGCCCAUUCAUUAUUAUCAUUCGCCGCGCAAAAUACCGAAUUUCUUGCACUCGAUACAAAAUCCAUUUUGCCCCCCCCCCUUCUUGAAAGAGCGAUUUAUUCAGCAUGAAUUAUUAUUGUCAACUGUUCAUUAAAGAAAAUAUAUAAUUAUAAAUAAACAACUCCGUAAAACAA